Molecule: messenger RNA, 2136 nt
Organism: Prorocentrum cordatum
Lineage: Eukaryota; Dinophyceae; Prorocentrales; Prorocentraceae
Source: the annotation of a GenBank genome assembly
AGCCCAUUGGGCUUGAAUGUGUUGCCAACCCGACCUCACAGCGCAGCAGGUGCCAGACUCACCAUGGUUAGCGAGGACAGGGAGCCCCCACAGGACGAGGAGGUCGCCGCCGCUGUGGAGGCGGCGAUCCAGGCGCGAGGUGGCGCCGUCGCCGCACACCUGCUGUUCCAGAGCGCGCCCGAGCUGCGCAAGAUGCUCGCGGACCGCAGGCUCCUGCGGUUCCUGCGCUGCUUCCCAGACCGCUUCGAGAUCGCGGACGGGAGCCCGAGGGAGCCUGCCGAGAUCCGCACGCGCCGGCCGUUGCCGCCUGGCGGCGUGGCCGUGGACGACGCCCAGCCGCACGUGGUCUGCGCCCGCAGGCUUUUGGCCGAGAGCGUAUGGGCGGCUUUGAUCAAGCACGGGAGCAGGAGCUGUCCGGGGCUCGCGGACGGGGCGGCCAGGGAGCCGGGCCCGACGCCGUUGCCAUGGCUGGUGAGGGACAAGGCCGUGCGGCAGCGGUUGCAGGGCCUCCUCGUCGUGCGGCCGAGCCUCCCGCUGCUGCAUCACAGGGACGCGGCGCUCGUUGCAGAGCUCGGCCGCAGCGGGGCGUGGUGGGCAACGCUGGCCGCGCAUUUGGAGGCUUUCCUGGCUGAGUGGCCGGUGGACCAGGCGACGCUGCCCGCGCCGGAGCUGGUCGAGGAACCGCACCUUCCGUGCAUGGUGGAGGCUGGGACGUCUGCCGGCCGCCUAAGGGAGCUGGGCUACCGCUGCCCCUGCCGCGUACACGUAGCAGUGCGAGCCAAACCCGCGGCCCCCGGCGCUGGCACGGGCGCAGACAGCGGCCACGCUGACAAAGAGCUGGCGGCGCGGCUGCUGCUGCUGCUUGACGGGUCCAGCGCGCCCCUGGACCGCGUCGGCAAGGACCCAAGGGUGCAGCGCCUCUUGCGCCAGAGCCGCUGGGCUGGCGACUGCCGCGGCUUGCUGGCUUGGCUGCGCGAGCGCCCUGAGCUCUUCUGCCUCUCCCCGGCGGCCACCGGGCAGCUGCUCGUCGCGCCCGCGGGAGCAGGUCACGCCACGGGGCCCAGGAGGGGCGCGGCGGCGCCGCGGAGGAAGCCCGCCCGCCGCCCGCAGGCGGCAGAUGGAGGCUCCGACAGCGAGGGGCUCCCGAGCUGCAGCGCGUCAGGAUGGAGCGGUGACCCUUCGCGCCAGUGCCUGGGUCCCGUCGUCGUGCUGGGGGAGGCCCCCGGCGUGAUCGCUGUGCUGAAGGAGGCGGGCGUGACCACCGAGCAGCUCCUCGCGCGGCUGCGCGCGCAGCUGCUGGAUGCCGGCGCGGACGGCGAGGUCGCGUCCGUGUCGCGGCUGGACCGGAUGACCUCGGGCGUCCUGGUCGCCGCCAGGGGCGGCGCUACGGCCUUCCUGGCCGUCAAGGCCCAGUUCGCGGGCAGGAGCGUGCAGAAGGAGUACCUGGCGCUCUGCGGCGGGGAGCCGCUGGGCCCCCCGGGCUCGGAGGGGGAGGUGAGUCGCAGGCUGCUGCUGGGCAGGGGCCAGUACCGCGCCUUCGUGUCCCCGAAGGGCAAGGAGGCCCGCACGCUCUACCGCGUCCUGGCCGCGCACCGCCACCCCCUGGCGGGGCCGGGCCUGGGCGGCGACGAGCUGGGCCCCGCGCUGGGCCGCCUCGCGCUCGCCGGGGGCCCGCGGAGGACGCUGUCGCUGCUGCGCGUCCAGCCCGUCACGGGCCGAACGCACCAGAUCCGCGCCCACCUGGCGCACCUGGGGCGGCCCCUCGUGGCCGACCUGAAGUACAGCCCGCGGCGGGGCCGGCAGGACCUGCUCUGGUGCCCCCGGCUCUUCCUGCACUGCGCGCGCGUGGAGCUGCGCGACCUCGAGGGCGCGCCCUUCGUGGCCCUGGCCCCGCUGCCGGAGGACCUGCGGCGCACGCUGCGCGCGCUGCCUCUCGCCGGCUCCGGCGGGCAGGGGGGCGGUGCCGGCGCAGCCCCGGCCGGUGCAGAGGAGGUCGAUGCGAGCGAGGGGGCCUGCAGGGAGUGCGCAGGCGAAGCGGACGGGGGGCUGUACACGGCGCGCGACUGACGUCUGUGUGUUCUUGCGGGCACCUGACAGCGUAGGCCUCAAGAGCGGAAGCGAAGGCGAAGGGAUGCG